UCUCUCUUUUCUCUUAUUCUUAUUCUUAUUCUUCUCUUUCUCUUUUUUGAUAUUUUUCUGUAAUCUAUUAACUAACCAUGUUCAUUUAGUGUAUUUAGUACAAUAUAAAUUAAUUGUUGAGCUACCAUGAGAGUUAAUCAUCUAAUCAUAUGAACAGUAUCGGCCUCCAUCAACAUUAUCUUUGUUUUCCCUCUAUUUUACUGUUCUACCUAGAUUAAUACUCAUCCUCAUUUCUAACUGUGUUUUCUGAUUGUUUACGCUUCUCUUUUUCUCGUUCCCUAUCUCUCUCCCUACCCUCUUCAUCUGUCUCUCUCUGUGUAUUCCAAUCAUCUUUCGUUUUCCUCUUACUUUCACCCUGUCUGUUUCUCUGGAUAAGCUUGAAUUAUAAUUCUCCAUUCCGUCUUUUUUUCUCUCUCUCUCUCUCUCUUUCUCCCUUUCUCUCCCAUUUUGAUCAUUCGUGUUAACCUCCUAGUUAAAUCAUUUGUUAUUAGUGCAAUACAGUUAACCUUGUACCUUGAUCACCUCAGUCCCUUUUUGCAUAUUUUGUCAAUAAUAUCUUUUUGUAUACAUUUCUCUUGUUGAGCAUUAAAAAUUCUGGUCAAUUGUUCUUAUCCACUUGCCGUUGCCUUUCUGGUUUACUGCAACUCCUUUACUCUCCUGGUUUCUCUCUCUCCUUCUCUUCGUCAAACUCUACCUCUUUAUUUCUUGUUUCAUAUAAAUUCUUGAUUUAAGUGAAUCAAUUUUAUACACUUAUAUACAUAUAAAUAUAUAUAUAUAUAAAUCAAAAAUAUAUAUUGUGCUGUUAUACCUUCUGUUAUAUUGAAUGCUACAUUUAACCAAAGUAAAGGAGAUACCAACAUUUAUCCAAUAUUAAUCCAAUAUUUGGACCUACCAUUUCUGGUUUCACAUCACUAUUGAAUGGGAGACAACGAUCUUUCCGAUAAAAUGAGGGACAUUAAUUUAACGGGAUGCGAAACAGUUACACCAGUGAAAUGUGGUUACUACGAUGUUGUACAGACUAUUGGAAAGGGUAAUUUUGCUGUUGUUAAAUUGGCAAAACACAGUGUCACCAAUAACAGGGUUGCUAUCAAAAUAAUUGAUAAAACAUGCCUUGAUGCAUCCAAUUUAAAGAAAAUUUGGAGAGAAAUUGAAAUAAUGAAACGAAUUGGUAAACAUGAUAACAUCUUACGUUUAUACCAAGUUAUGCAAACCGAUAAAUACCUAAUGCUGGUCACUGAAUGGUGUCCUGGUGGAGAAAUAUUUGACCAUCUAGUAGCCAAUGGAAGGAUGUCUGAACCUCAAGCUCGUGGAUAUUUCCUUCAAAUCAUUGGAGCAAUUGAAUAUUUGCAUAAUAAUGGGGUUGUUCAUAGAGACUUAAAAGCUGAAAAUUUAUUGUUAACACAUGAUUUAAAGACAGUUAAAAUAGCAGAUUUUGGUUUCAGCAACUAUUUCAAACCAGAAAGUCUUCUAACAACAUGGUGUGGUUCACCUCCUUAUGCUGCGCCUGAACUGUUUGAAGGUCGUUUUUAUAAUGGUCCUAAAGCCGAUAUCUGGUCACUUGGUGUAGUCCUUUAUGUUCUAGUCUGUGGUGCACUUCCCUUUGAUGGACAUACCUUACAAAGCUUAAGGUCUCGAGUUUUAGUGGGUAAAUUUCGCAUACCUUAUUUCAUGUCCAGAGAAUGUGAAAAUUUGAUUCGUCACAUGUUGAUAGUUGAACCUGAGAAGCGAUAUUCAAUGCAACAAAUUAAAAACCAUAAAUGGAUUAAACCUCAUCUGCCACAACCACAACCACAACAACAACUAGCACCGUUUAACCACCGGUUAGAUGCAGCAGCCAAUUUAGGAGCAACUGAUAGGGAAACGGUUCCACCAACCGAGUCAAAUAGUCGUUCAACCAAUAUGAAUAAUAGAAUGACCAACAGUCAAAGUUCACCCAAUAUAAGUCAAUAUGGGUUUUCAUCGGGAGGUGCAAGCAUAUCUGGCCUUGCUAGUAAUGGUUCUGGUGGGGGAUCCAGCAGUAGUGGUGGCUUUUUUGGUGAUGAUGGUGAUAAUAGUCCAGAUGAUCUUGAUUACAAAGUCGUUGAAUGGAUUGCCAAUGAGUUGGGAAUUGAUAAUCAAGAAAUCAUUAAUUCUGUGCGUAAUUGUACGUAUGACAAUUAUUAUGCCAUGUAUCACAUUUUAAGGGAUCAUUAUGUUAUGCAUGGUUACACUUCACCAUGCACUAGUGCACCACCGUCACCACCUUUACUUCCCAUUGUGGCUGCUGGUCAACAAAGAAAAUCAUCAAUCACUACUGGAAUUGUUGAAAGGGAUUCAACGCCAACCUCAACUCCUGUAACAUCACCUAAAAACACUUAUUUAUCUGCCAAUACCAAUUCAGCUGCGAAUACUCAACGACGACACACUUUUGGGCCUGAUGGAACAGCUUCCUCAAGCAAUACUUCACAAACCAUGUUGACCCCUCCGUUACUCUUUUUAACACCACCAACAACCAACACUGGAACCGGUGCUUUCCCAACACACAAUUUAACCAUGGCACCUCCAAAUUAUCCUCUCAACAAUAUGGACCUACUUAAACCACCUCCAGUCCUAUUGAUGGUAUCAAAUAAUAUGGGUCGACGAGCCUCAGAUGGUCAAGCUAAUUACUCCAAUAUCAGUAAUCAGCCUGGAAGCCUGCCACCUCCAUCUGAUAGUCCAGUUGAUACAAAUCAACAGCCAACUUCAUGUGCCUCUACUAACAGGAUAAGCCUGCAACAACACCAACAAGCAACAACCUUUUUCCCACCGAGUAUGAUAUUUACCUCUCCAAUGCAACUACAACCACAACAGCAGCAGCAACAACAACAACAAUAUUUAUCAGGAGAUCAAGGAGUUUGCAGUGCAAACUCAACUCCAAGCCCACCAACAGGAUUUGGUAAUACACCGCCGCUCAUUUAUGGCGAUGCUCCAGCUUCCAUUUCACCACCUUAUUCGUUUUCACCCUCUCCGGUUCCUAUGAAUACUGGAGGCUAUUCAGGUGGAUUCAUGUCUCCAUCAUCCAACUGUGAAACUCGUAAUGAUAAAAAUCGCUCUUACCCUUUCUCAAGGCGUAAACGUCAUUCCUUAACCGAUAAUCUUGACCUGGUUGUGCGCCAAAGACGAUCCGGCAUCUUAGCCAUAUCUAUAUCGACCUCUGAAAGAUCUGGUCGACGUCGAGCCUCAGAUGGAAGUGGGAUUUCAAAUCAACCCUCAUCUUCACCACCAUUAAUUAGUAGCUCGUCAAACAACGGAUCAACUUCAUCUCACCCAAUAUCAAUCCAAUGCCUACAAUCCGAGUUACGAUCUUUAUGCGUUUCAUCACCACCUUCCCUGCAAACCUCACCAAUCCACCAACCAAGCACAUCACCGUCACCCAGUUUAACCGCUUCACCACCACCAAUUGGUUUACAACAAAACAUGUUGCACAUGAUUAGCGAGGAAAACAUUAAUUGUAGCUCUGGACAAUUGAGAAACAACAAUAUCAAUCUGAAUAUGGUUAACAACAGCAAUUAUAACUGCACCACCACCAACAAUAAUAAUAACAUGAAUAACAAUAAUAACCUGAUCAAUACUAGCUAUGGUAACAAUAACAAUUUCAAUAAUAACAACAUUGAUUACAAUAGUGAAAUCAGCAAUAACAACAACAAUAAUGUUAAUAACUCUGUUUGUAAUAGCAAUGUCAGUUCAACUGGUUAUAGUUCAUUUAUAAAUGAUCAUUCAGAUUAUCCGACUUCUUUGCCCGCUUCACCUUUACCUUUUCUUGGUUUAACCUUUACACCACCCCAGUCAUUCCGUUGUUCACCGGUUAGCUCAGACAAGGAGCCCAAUUCAGCGGCAAGCGUUGCUGCCGCGGCCGCUGCUGCUGCAGCUGCAGCUCUUAAAUUUAAUUUAAACAAUAUUAAUGCGCCCAGUAUCUCGGUUACCGAUGAACUUGGCUUUUCUGCUCAUUUUCCCAUCAUUCCACCUCCACAAGGAUUUGCUCAUCCAGGAUCUUGUCCAAUGGAACCCGAGAUAUGCCAUUUAUCACAGCCCAAUCUUGACCAAUCGCCUGAUGAUCCGGACUCUCAUCAUCAUCCUCAUCAUCAUCAUUCCUCAUCUGGAUCAGCUUUCAAUACAAAGAUACAAUCAACUCUUCCCAAGCUUCACAGAUGGAAAGAGGAUCCAGAUAAACACUCAAAACACUGUUCAUAUGUUCAAUCGUCCCUCCUAAGGCAAACAUAUCCACCAACAAUAAUCCCAUCUCCAACAUAUUUUACACAAAACCAGCAAUACACUUCUUUACAAAAUUUUAACCUCCAACAAGCCCAAGAUGUUGAUCAAGAUAUUUCAAUUGACGAUUUAUUUGUAAACGUUUUUCAUACCAAAGGGACAGAAGGGCUUCAAGCUUCAGAAAAUAGUUAAAAUUUUCAUUAAUCACUGUACAAAAGUUCCGUUUUACAAUUUGGUGAUACUUUAAAUAUGUUUUUGGAUUUUUUAAACUCGCUGUUAUUUCAUCAACAAACCAUCUCCAUUACAGAGCAUCAAUUAAACAAUCAACAAGCUACAAUAAGGAUAAAUACUAGAUUAAAGACUGGCUUCACCGUUAAAUGUUUAAAUUCAAUUUAAGGAAUCGUUAAAUAUCAGCUUCAACAUACUCACCUAAACUUUUCUAUUGCAAUGUAAUGAACCUGACAAUAUUAGACAUUAGUUGAUUGGAAACUUGGAAACAAUUAAAGCAAAUAAUCAACCAGCUAAAGAAAGGAAAAUUACAGAAGACAAAACCAUUUAAAACUUGAAACUUGCUGUCAUCAAGAAAUUUUUAUCACAAUUGAAUUGAGAAACAAAAAGAGACACAAUCAUCAGCAUUACAUUAUUCAUCUUGGAUUUUCAAUUAUUAGUUUUUAAUGUAAACACAGCCGCAAUUAAACCAAAAAAAUCAACUCAA
Messenger RNA from Tetranychus urticae (two-spotted spider mite), 4942 nucleotides. RefSeq lists its product as uncharacterized. Gene Ontology annotation, biological process: protein phosphorylation; microtubule cytoskeleton organization; intracellular signal transduction. Lineage: Eukaryota; Metazoa; Arthropoda; Arachnida; Trombidiformes; Tetranychidae. Gene Ontology annotation, cellular component: cytoplasm. Gene Ontology annotation, molecular function: tau-protein kinase activity; ATP binding. The record is from RefSeq and is a predicted model, not a curated record.